GUCCGUCUGCUUUACCAGAGAAACAGAGGCACAGCCUGAAGAUUAGGGGACACAAACAACAGCCGUGAGAACACACACGAGAGAGAAAGCAGGUUGAAUGCUGGACAAAGACAGAGAGACAGUCUGAAAAUAUACUGGACAUUACCACUGGAUGGGAAACAUAUGGAUGUAAUGUAGACAAAGACAACAUACGCAUGAGGGACUGCUGAAUGUGUGUGUGUGUCUCUAUGUGACAGGUGCAACGGCGACAUUUUUAUGAGUUUUGCUGGUUGAAUGAGGUCGUAUUAUUGGAUCCUUUAACAGGUAGAAGUGCCCUGGAUAUGGGGGGAUGUCAGAGUUACAGUAGCUCUGAUGAAGAGGAUGUGGACACUCUGAAGGCAAACCACACCAAUAUCAGCCUGUUCAAAGUAAAAAACAACAGCCUACAUCCAAUCACAUCUGCUGAGGUUAAACCUUACCUGCAACAUCACUUCCUGUCCAGACGCAUCACUGACGUUGACCUCCUGACCCUCUCUGCACUGCCACAUGGCCUCGACCAGCAGGAGUGGAUAGCAACAAACACUGUCGCAUUCUUCCAGCAUGCAACUCUCCUCAUCAGCUCUCUGUCUGAUUUCUGCUCCACAAAUGCAUGUCCGACUGCCAAAAGCCCUGGAAACAUUUUGUAUGAAUGGACGGAUGAACAGGGGAAGAAAUUAAAGUGUUCAGCGACACUCUACAUCGAUUACGCCAUGUCCUACAUUCAGCAGUUGCUUACAGACGAACGCGUGUUUCCCACCAGGGCAGGCUCAUCAUUCCCUCCUGGAUUCAUGUUCCUGAUUCAGAAGGUCUUUGUAAUGCUCUUCCGUACUCUGGCUCACCUGUUCAGUGCCCACUACCAAGAUGCCAUCGCCAUGGACUUACACCCUCACCUCAACACGCUGUUCACACACUUCAUUACCUUCAGUCACGCAUUCAGAUUACUGGACCCAGCAGAGACCGCUCCAAUCGAUGACCUCAUCGCUGGGCUAACACACUGAAGACACGUCGGCCCGUCCUAAUUUCGGCCCUCAGCCCUUGCGGUCCUCCUUCGAGUCCACACUUUUGUGACACAAUGCAACAGGCUUCGUAUAAUGGACAUCGAGGGUGCAUUUCGGACGACAAAGAGGGCUAUUUUUUAUCCUUAAAAUGACAAAUGGGACACUCUAUGGUCUCAUGGACUUCUCGGACACAUGGAAGCAAAGGCCACAAGACCAAGUAUGCCAUUUAGCACUCAAAAUAAAGACUUGAGACUCCCGUUUUUUAAGACACAUAAAGAUAGGGAUUCUUUUUGACAUCUUGACUGAACAUGACUAGUGUGCGCCAAUCAACUUCAGACUGGUCUGGGAUUGGACGGCACUGGACCCCGCCCAUACAUGAUUUUUCAGUGCCAAUGGUGAAGAUGGGCACUAUUCUCUUGGGCCAAUUGCCAAUGUUGCCUUUUAACAAGUGCCUAUUCUUAGCAAAUCACACUGGUAGCGAUCAACUGUUAUUGGCCAAUUAUGGCCACAUUCUUUUUCGAUGCGCUUCCCAGCCACAACAUUUGAAAACACGAUUUGACGUCUUAAGCUGGGUGCAUGGUCUACGAUUUUUAUGGUAAUUUACAUUGACUGAAUGACAUGAUCCCAAUGAGAUCUUGGGUAAAAGCCAUGACACACGGUGCAACAUUAUGUCAGACUAUACGAUACACAUUGACGGCGUUGACUGGAUGUUUUGAGUCAUCUGGCCAUCUUGUGAGCGGUCUACCUGCACAACUGCAAUGCAUAAUUUCGGACACUGUCAGAACUUUUUUAAAGGCUAAUUUAUACAUACUGGGUGCCUAAAUAUAUAUAUACACAUAUAUACACAUACAGAUGUGCUCAAAUUUGUUGGUCAUCCUCCACAAAAAUCAAAGAAUGCCCAAUUUUCCACCAUUGUUUAUUCCAUAUUGAAUAGAAAUCAGACUUUAGAUUUUUUAUUCAACAUAAUAUUGUAUAUAAUAACAACAAAUAAAAAUGGCAUUGACAAAAAAUGACGGGACCCUUAACCUAAUAUUUUGUUGCACAACCUUUAGAGGCAAUCACUGCAAUCAAAUGUUUUCUGUAGCUCUCACUUUUGGCCCGCUCCUCUGGACCAAACUGCUCCAGCUAUCUCAGGUUUGAUGGGUGCCUGCUCCAGACUGCAAGUUUCAGCUCUUUCCAAAGAUGUUCACUUCAGAAUAGUCCAAUAUUUUGUUCUCAUCCAUUCUUGGGUGCUUUUAGCUGUGUGUUUUGGGUCAUUAUCCUGUUGGAGGACCUAUGACCUGCGACUGAGACAGAGGUUUCUGACAAUGGGUAGUUUCGCUCCAGAAUGACUUGAUAGUCUUCUUCCAUGAAGCCCACUUUUGCUCAAAAAGCGACGGAUGGUGCGAUCAGAAUCUGACGUAUCUUCACCUUGUAUCUCUUUGGCAGUUAUCCUUGUGGGAUACCAGGGUCCACCAGGGAGGUGGGAUACAUUUCCAUGGACCUUAAACUUCUUAAUUUUUGCAACUGUUGUCACAGGAACAUCAAGAUGCUUGGAGAUGGUCUUGUAGCCUUUACCUUUACCAUGCUUGUCUAUUACUAUCUUUCUUAUCUCCUCAGACAACUCUCUCCUUUGCUUUCUCUGGUCUAUGUUCAGUGUGGUGCACACAAUGAUACCAAACAGCACAGUGACUAAUUUUCUCCAUUUAAACAGGCUGAAUGACUGAUUACAAGAUUGUAGACAUGUGUGAUACUCAGGGACGGAUUACAGACCGGGCCAAUGCCCAGGGGCCAGUGACUACCAGGGGGCCCUUGACUACCCGGGGGUGCCCUGGGCUUUAAGGCUGCGUGAUCUAGUUUGGUGAUCCCCCCUGCUUGAAAACCCUUUUGGGCAUGAACAACAAACACCUACCCCCCAAUCCCCCCUGCUCAUCAAGUUGAGCAUGAACAAUGAACAUCCGGCUCAACAACUUUUGGGUGGAGGGGGGCCCCUUGGAGAUAAUUGGCCCCAGGGCCUUUGCAAGUCAUAAUACUUUAUCUAUUCUAAGGGGUACCAACAAAUGUGUCCAUGCCAUUUUAGAAUAUCUUUGUACAAUAAUUCAUCUCUAUUCACAGCUUCUUUGCUUUAUUCUAUGACAUACCAAAGGCAUGCAAAUAUACAUGAUAAAAUAGCUUUUAAUCACUUUUGAGGAGUAAUGAAGCAUAAUGUCAAUGAGCUGUAAGGGUACCAACUAAUUUGAGAACAUCUGUAUACUUAUUUCAGCUAAAACUUCUGACAUUUUUGUUCUGCAAAGACGUUUGGUGAGUGAUUGAGCGAGUCCUUGAAAUUCUUGGCCUAGGAGAACUCAGCUAGUCGCAAAGCGUUGAUGAUUGGUUAAAACAAUGUGUGUGGUUUGGACGUGACGUUCUUUAUUUUCCUCAACGAAUACAUUUAGAAACAACGCUAUGCGUAGUAUAAACACAGUUUUGGACAACAGUCUCAAGACAACUCAUAAUAAUUCUUUAGAGAUGGCGAAAUCGUAAGAUAUCGUACGACUUGGCUCGUGCGAAAAGGUACGUCUUUUACACAAACCAAUCAACAAACAGAAUUUCAAUACUGGCACCAGAUUUUAGCUAGCCUCCAAUCCAACGCUUUAUUAAAAGCAAGUAAAUGUCUGAACUCCUCCCUGAUAGCACACAUACAUCACUCAGACGUCUAUUUGAUGUGUGCGUUAAUAUUGUUUGCUCACCUGCAAUACGUCUAUAAGACAAAUGCCAAUAAGGAUAUUUCGCCUUUGAGACGUUUAUGAUUAAGAAUGUUUGUAAAUCUGAUCUUUAAGAUGUUUAGCAGAUGUUAAUUAGACUGUGAUGCUUUUCAGAUGAAAAUAUCUAAACCUGACAUGCUAUCUGGGAUUCCAUAUUUAUUUAUGCAAUACAAAUGACUGAUGUACAGUAUGUCAAUAACCUUGUAUACACAUCCCUCAUCCUGUUCCAAACCCCAAAGCUUUCUUUGUUCCAUGGCACACAAGUUAUUUUCCUAGUAAAAUAAUGCUUAAGUGUAGGGUUUGGGGCUAAAAAUCAUUAUAGUAUCAUUCGUUGGUUUGUUUAUUUUUCUCUGUGCAAGUAAAAGUUGAGCCAUCUCGUACGAUCUCUUACUUGAUGUAGUUUGUUUCAGAGAAAGAAGUUUGGCGUCUUCCAUUGUAUAAAUUAGGCUUUCGCCCUGCUACACCAGACGAGAUGCGUCAAAAGCAAAUAGGCUCUGUUAUAAUCAACGAAGCGGUCUACAGUGGAAGCGUCCGCGUCACGUAUCACCGAAAGUAAACAGAUGCCCCUUUGCUAUUGCUGAUGGGCUGCAGAGCUACUCCAGCCACUUGAUCAUCCUGUUGGUCUGAAAUGACAUUAUUUUACUAACUAAAUCACACAUUUGAAUCUUUAUGCUUGUUACAUUUUUAUAUAACUUCUGACUUCACUAUUAAAGCGUUGACGUUUCUGGUCCUGUCUAUGUAUUUAUAUAACAUUGUGUGACUAACUACGUUUAUGCAGUUAUAGCAAUAAUAACAUUACAAUAAUAAUUAUAUACUUGUUUAUAUCAGUGGAUUUCCGUUGAAAACACCUGAUGUAGAUAGGCAUUGUUUCUCAGUGCUAAGAACGGUUAGGCUUAAGUAGUCAAUCUUGCCUAACCAGGGUUGGGGAGUAACGGAAUCAGGGGCGGAUUAUGACUUGCAAAGGCCCCGGGGCAAAUUAUCUCCAAGGGCCCCCUUCAAAAAGUUGUUGACUGGAAGGGGUGGGGUGCGGGGGGUCGUUUUCAUUGUUGAUGGGUAUUCGAGCAGGGGGAAAUCGCCAAACUGGAUCGUGUAACCUUAAAUCCCAGGGCCCCACCGGGUAGUCAAUGGCCCUCGGGCACUGGCCCCAUUGGCCUGGUCGGUAAUCCAUCCCUGAACGGAAUACAUGAGGACGUAAAAUGCAUGUGCUAUGAUAUGUAGA
This is a messenger RNA of Xyrauchen texanus (razorback sucker), 4958 nucleotides long. RefSeq names its product MOB kinase activator 2-like. The transcript has 5 exons. Gene Ontology annotation, cellular component: nucleus; cytoplasm. Gene Ontology annotation, molecular function: protein kinase activator activity. The record is from RefSeq and is a predicted model, not a curated record. The coding region runs from base 321 to 1016 and encodes 231 amino acids. NCBI's taxonomy places the organism in Eukaryota, Metazoa, Chordata, Actinopteri, Cypriniformes, Catostomidae. Gene Ontology annotation, biological process: positive regulation of protein phosphorylation; signal transduction.